Molecule: messenger RNA, 1086 nt
Organism: Microplitis mediator
Lineage: Eukaryota; Metazoa; Arthropoda; Insecta; Hymenoptera; Braconidae
Exons: 5
Coding region: 357-692 (111 amino acids)
Source: RefSeq, a predicted model, not a curated record
CGGUUUUAUUAUUUGAGUUAUUUGUUGGGUUCAAUAAAUUAAUUGUUUUAAUUAAAAAUUUGAAUAAAGAUUGUUUGUAAAUGUAUAUACUCAUAUAUUUAUAUAUUUUUAAUUUAAGAAAUAAUUGUAAGGGCUGGAAGCUUAUCAACCCAAUACGUCUGUAAAAAACUAAUAUUGACAUAUAUAUGGCGUGAUUAUAUUAAUAUUUACAUUGUUAUAUAUUAAUCAUAGAAUUUUUUAAAAGACGUAAUUAACUUUAAAUGGCAAUGAAUCACUUCGAAAUUCGGGUAUAUAAACGCCAGCGCGUGGUCAUAAAUAUGAUUAAUUGUACUACGAGUAAUCAAAAUUUUUGAAAGAUGUCUUACAAGAUUUUAUUCAUUACUUUAAUUGCAAGCUUGUGUUUCUACUUUGAGAUACAUGCAGAUAAAAUUGACGAUGAACUACAGGCACAAAGAUUUAAAUUAUCAAAAAUAUGCACAGACGCCGGAUUUGAAUUUGCUUGCGCUUUGGAUGAAACUUGCGUUCCAAGUUGUGCUUACUAUCAAUUAGAUGCUGAAAAAAAUAAUUGCCAGCAUAUAAGUGAAUCUAUAUACAAUCCUGAUAUGGUCGAGCACUUCCAGUGUACGGAUCCAAAUUACCCCGUUGAUGACUUUGCACAAUGCGAUGGUGGAUCAUGUGGAAGAAUAUUCUGAUGACUCUAAAUAUAAAUUAUUAUUAUAAAAAAUAAAAAGAUUUUUAAUAGAAUUAAAAAAAAAUAAAGAACGGACAAACUUUUUUUUAAGAAACAAAUAAUUUAAAGUCUUGAUAUGAAUUAUUUGUACUUUCAAAUUUAAUUUUAACAAUUUUUAAAUUAGGGGUGUGCGAAUAGAUAGGAUUUACGAAUUAUACGUAAGUUUUCGAAUUAUUUGUGAAUUAACGAAUAAUUUCAAAAUUUUCUUUUUAUCGAUUUAAAAUUGUUAUAUUUUUUUCCGAUAAUUCAAAUUUUUGUCAGAGUUAAAGUAUAGCUUAGACACGAUUCUACAUAAUAAUUUUUCUUUUACUUUAAAAAUUAAGUUCUCCAUUAAAUAAAAAUUGAAUAUUUGAAAG